Durusdinium trenchii is the source of this 311-nucleotide messenger RNA. The record is from the annotation of a GenBank genome assembly. Lineage: Eukaryota; Dinophyceae; Suessiales; Symbiodiniaceae.
GUGGCAUGGGCUAUCUUGCACGUCUCGCUUCCAAAGGACCUGGUACACUCCUUUUGCGCGCACCGCCAUGCUCGUCCUGGACGCGCGUCUCGCGUGGGACGACGUGGCGAACCAUGCUAAAUCCCAUGGGACUGUCCUAUGCUUUCGUUGAGUCAGCCAAUUUGACCAUCUCACGGCUUACUCUCAUCCUGCUGGUUGCAGAGUGUGUCCAAUGCUGCUGGAUGGUGGAGCAACCGACAGGGAGUUCAGACACAAUGCCAUAUCAUCCCAGGCUGUCUUGGUUCAUGAACCAAGCAGUUUAUGCACCUUGA